CUUAUCCUUAUAAUUACUUCACCUCUUCGCGCCUUCCACUUUUCAAUCUCAACGCCAAUCUACUUCUCUUCUCUUGAUUCAAAAUUCUCUCUGUUCAAUCAUGGGUCCGACGGGGGACCGAUCCGAGAUUGCCUUCUUUGAUGUGGAGACCACCGUUCCGACCCGCCAAGGGCAGAGAUUUUCCAUUUUGGAGUUUGGAGCCAUUCUGGUGUGCCCUAGGAAGCUGGAUGAGUUGGAGAGCUAUUCCACUCUCGUUCGACCCUCUGAUCUCUCCCUCAUUUCCUCCUUAUCUGUGCGAUGCAAUGGAAUUACUAGAGAUGCCGUCAUUUCUGCUCCUACUUUCGCCCAAAUUGCUGAUAGGGUUUACGAUAUCCUUCACGGGCGGAUAUGGGCAGGCCAUAACAUACUGAGAUUUGAUUGUGCUCGCAUAAGGGAGGCUUUUGCAGAAAUUGGUAUGCCAGCACCAGAGCCGAAAGGUACAAUUGAUUCAUUGGCAUUGUUAACUCAAAAGUUUGGAAGGAGAGCUGGCGACAUGAAGAUGGCUACUCUUGCUUCCUAUUUCGGGAUAGGACAACAAACACACAGGAGUUUGGAUGAUGUCAGGAUGAAUCUCGAAGUUCUGAAGUAUUGUGCAACUGUCUUGUUUCUGGAAUCAAGUCUUCCCGAAGUUUUCCCAGAGAACAGUUGGAUUUCUCCAAAUGCUGUUACUAGGCGUCGUGCUGCAAAAUCAUCCCCACAGGGGAUUAAUGCAAAUAAUAGUGCUGCAAAAUCAUCCCCACAGGGGAUUAAUGCAAAUAAUAGUGCUGCAAAAUCAUCCCCACAGGGGAUUAAUGCAAAUAGUAAUACUCGUUCGUCAAGUUCAAGGAUUGGUGGUAGCCCCAUAUCUCUAACAGAUCAACAAGGGGAAGCUCAUCCGAUAUUAUCCCUUGUAACUUGCAGCUCUGAGGAUGGAGCCUCGAAUCUGGUGGCUGACUCUGAUGCAACUGAAUCAGAUUCUUUUAACAUGGGCACUCUCAGUGACCAAAUAGCAGGUGAAUCGCUUGAAACAUAUUCCAGCAUGGAAGAAGAACAUGCCCCGGUAUCCACUGAAGCAUCUCCCACAGAGAAUACUUCCACAAGUCUUAGUGCUGCUACUGAAUUUUUGGAGCCUGAUCAGGUGUCUGUUUCGUCCAUCACUGCAUCUUUCGUGCCAUUUUUUCGUGGGAGUCAAAGAAUACAAUUAUCACACAAAGAUGACUGCUUACAGCUUCUUUGUAAUAAUCUGAGAGUUCGAUUUGGCAUAAGCACAAAAUUCACUGAUUAUGCUGGCCGUCCAAGGUUGAAUUUUGUGGUUGAUGUACCACCAAGUUUAUGCAGGGUUCUUGAAGCAUCUGAUGGCGUGGCUCAGAGAUUAUUCUCCGAAUCUGGCAGCGGUUCUGAGUGGAGGCCUGUGGUGAUGAGAAAGAAUGGCUAUUUCAACUACCCGACAAUGAGAUUACACAUUCCAACUGCUGUAAGUGGAGACAUGGCGAUUUACGCUACAGAGAUGUAUCAAAAAGAAGCAUCAGGCGGUGCACAAAGGCUGAUAUUCAGUAAAUUCGACGCUGUAGAGCUUGAUAGCCUGAUCAAUCCAGGAGGCAUCAUAGAUGCAUUCAUUUCCUUGGAUACAUAUGAUUAUCAACAGAGUGCAGGCAUUAGAUUGGUAGCAAAAAAAUUGAUCAUCCAUUCCUAGAAAUGGGAGAUCAAGUUGUCCCAUUAUUGAACUAGCUCUGAUGUCGUUAUUAUACAUAGUUCACUGACUAACAUUCAAAUUGUCAAUAAAUCCCCUUUC
Molecule: messenger RNA, 1810 nt
Organism: Cucurbita pepo subsp. pepo (vegetable marrow)
Lineage: Eukaryota; Viridiplantae; Streptophyta; Magnoliopsida; Cucurbitales; Cucurbitaceae
Product: protein NEN1
Molecular function (GO): 3'-5' exonuclease activity; nucleic acid binding
Source: RefSeq, a predicted model, not a curated record